AUGAAAAAGUCGGACAAAUACACUCCUGGUCCCAGAGAACGUCUUAUCUUCUUCUAUCCAGUUACCUGGGCCUCGCAUAUUCUCGACCAUUCAGAAUUCAAUUCUAGCAUAUAUGACGAACACAUUAGCCUGCACAAGAUUGCCCUCCUGCCCUGGGAGCCGGAUCCUUUGUCUGUGAAACUAAGGGCGUUUGAGGUGAUGUCGUGUCCGGCUGUAGCUCUCGACCCCGUGAUGAAUGUCGGCGAUCUGGUGAAGGUUGUUCGCUGCCAUCCGCACCAUGCUUUUCCCCUCGUUCAGGGCGUCUGCGACCCUGCACGCUUUGUCUAUGGCCACCUUGUGGGCAUGAUCUCAUCUCAGCAUCUUGCACUCAUCCUCAAAAAACGGGCCUUUCUUCCACUGGGGGAUGAACAGGCCUACCAGUUGACAAUCGAAGACUAUGACAACGCUUAUCCUCGUUGUGAAAAGUUAUGGCUCAACUUUUACCUAUUCCGAUGCCAGUCUACCGUGGACGAGCCUAGUAGCUCAAGUGACAGGGUCAUUAAACCUAAGGGCUUACAAGUCUGGGGACGCCCGCACCUGCGGCUGAGACAUCGCUGGUUGGCGGCUUAUACAUCUGUAGACGAUCGGCUUUUUUCUGAUGCCAGGUAUUACAACGGCGUUGGUGGAGGUGGUGGCGACGCCGAUUACUGCUACUGUGAGUACCACUGUAAUAUUACUAGAACUACUUCUGUCACCCCUACGACCGUCGCUAGCCGCUGCUUCAUCGUCAUCAAAAAGGAUGAAGAAAAAGGCACUGCAAUGCUCCACAGGUGGUGUGACACUUUGGGCAUAAAACAAAAUUGCCCGGAAUUUGUCGAUAGAAUAAAACAGGCAAAUUUCGAGGAAGCAGUUCAGAAGUAG
Molecule: messenger RNA, 900 nt
Organism: Dibothriocephalus latus
Lineage: Eukaryota; Metazoa; Platyhelminthes; Cestoda; Diphyllobothriidea; Diphyllobothriidae
Source: the annotation of a GenBank genome assembly